GCCAAGUAACCUCUCCUUCCUUUCAACAAAGGUGACAUCUUCUUCUUAACUUUUAGUAAGUGCCGUAAGUGAGAGCAACAUCCUAUCGAGGUUGAAACGCUAGAGUUCUUUGAAGCCGGUUUUACUUUGUGCUUUUGUUUUACAGGCUGAAAAACACUUUUGUAAGUUCCGUAGCAAAAACCAAAUCGAGGUUGAAAUGCGUGGAGGCGUUUCUAUUUGUUUUUUUUGAAAUCUUUGCAUCGCAGGUUGCAAGUCUCAUGUUCUCACGUCAGUCCUAAGACUGCUAAAAGCAGCUGGUCCCUUCGCUCUCUACUCGGAAGGAAAAACGAGUUGCUGAUCCAAUCGAUGACUAGUGGUGGAUGAUGCUCGGCUUUCAUCAGGAUGAUGGAGAUCACCAGGGGAUAGACUUCAAACCGUAUUUCAUUACCGACAGGCUUGUCAGUUUGAGCAGCUUCGUUUUGGGAUUGUUACAGCUAACAGGUCCUCGCCGGGCGCCUCCUCCUCUGGCAAAGAAUUGGAGCGCUGGAUGUACGUGUUGUAAGCCACCACCACGUUCUUCGUGUAAGGACGUCCGGUCGGAAUGGGGCUGUAGAACACACUCCUAAGAUUCUGUGGGGGAGGAGCAAUGGAUUCCAUGUAGCAGCGUUGCUGAAGGCGAGAGCGACGAGGUUGAGAAGCCAGAUUUCCUGAAAAGAAUGUCUACUGUACACCUGCUUUUGCUGCUGCUGCUACUUCUUGUGCGGAGCCCGGUUCCCCUCCAGGCAGAGCACAACAUCUUCGACAGGGGAGCAGGGACUUCUUUCUCUUCUGCAACCGUGAACAGGGGAAACAAACAGGUCCAGAUGCAAGUGUGCAUCACAAUUGGAUGCUGCCAUCACGUGUGCAGACAAUUCUCAGGAGAGAGUAGUAGCACCACUUCAGUAGAGCAGCAGCAGGAACCUCCAGAGCUGGCAUCAUUUCUUCAGUAUGCCUCACCGCCGCAGCAGGAAGACGAAGUGUGUCAAGUUUUAGCCCUGGAGGAGCAGCGGAAUGACAACGCCGCAGUCGUUCCCAGAAGUCUGGAGUUUAAUCAGCAGGCCCUCUUCUCUCCGUCGAUAAAGUUUCUGACUAUACUGAACACUGACAACAGCUCCUGGAUCAAAAUUCUUCAGGCUACCAGCACAGACAAGCAGUUUUUUAUCCAAGCUCUUGACGAGAAAAGCGUCAUAGCUCCCGGCGAGAGUCUGACAGUGGCAGUUGUGUUCUUGCCCCGGAAGACUGGAAUAGCCAGCGGGAAGAUCCUCUUCCAGACCAGUGCUGGAGGCCUCGAAACUCUGGUGAUUGGCGAAGCUGUCGGAAAUUCUCAUCAGGCUACGAGCUUGGAAGAUAUUGAAGCAGUCCAAGGCAAGCUCAUCCAGAGAACAUUAAGUUUCUACAACCCGGACGAAGAGGCCGUCGAAAUCACGGAACUGCAUGUCUGGCCUGGAGAUUCUCACAAGAAAGCCCUCUGCUCGCCGGCAACUGAUGAGUCGUCACCAACGGAUAAAGUCUCCAGCUGCUUCGCAAAUGGUUUCCCCUCGGCAAUUCUCUCGAAAACAAAGGACGAAAAGUAUGCUUCGCAAGGAAUGCUAGUUUCACUAGAGAGGCUGGACGAUCCGUGGAUAAUUCAGUCACGACAAGCUGCCGACAUUGCUCGCCUCGAUAUGACCGUAAGCCGAGCUGGUGCCUGGGAUGGGCACGUCUACAUAAGAUUCUCGCAAAGUGGCGGAGGAAAAGUUAUGAUUUUUCCAUUGGGAUUGCAAGUGUGCCCGGAAGACGGAACCUGCGAAAAAGAAUCGUCAGUAGCUGCAACAAAAGUGACCAAGACCGCAAAGCAGGACAAUGAAGCAGUGGCUUCCGGAAGCUGGGUACAAACCAACGAUUUGAUGGCACUCAGAAUGGCGGAGGCACUCCUGAAGGAUUUGGCACAUACGUUGUUGAGACAGCGAGAUAUCCGAAAAGGCGGGUUGGCUGCAAAUCAAAACGAGCCAACAUUAAUUCCUGGACAGGUGCUGUCAUUCGAAAUGGUGCAAAUAGGAGUCAAAGAAAAGAUGUGGAUCAACAUAGUCAAUCCGACGCAAGAGCCCAUACUCAUCAAUCUCAUACUUAACACGGAGGCCAAGUCUCGCAACUGUAAGUAUAGAGCAAACUGGUUUUGGCAAGGCCACAAGCCACAGGUGCACAGAGAUAGCUCGGUGUUUGCUUUCGACGCAGGCGCUGUGACGGAAGCAAUCGUUCAAGGAGGUGGGAAGCUGCAACUCGGUCCAUUGUCCUUUCGGACGAGGCAGAAAUGCGACUGGACAGGACUCCUCUUCGUCAAGAACAAUUUCACAGGUUUAGAGUGGAUUCCCAUCCGCGGGAAAGGAAGCUCCGCAGGACUAGUUUUUCUGGACGGAGGGUCUGCCGUCAAGAAGCUGAGCAUGGCGGUGGAAGUCAGCGCAGGGACUAACUCAACUAGUCUUUCCGACGAACAGAUUUGCAACGCUAGAGUUCACAAGAAUUUCCAGGUGAAAAACACUGGGAGCGUAGUGCUGGAGGUCCGGAGGAUAGACCUGGCAGAAGCACCGAGCAUCACUCUUGGGCGCCAAAGUGGUUUCAGCCUAGCAGCAGGGGAAACGAUAGACAUGAUGGUCUCUUACAAGCACGACUACCAACACGCAGGGGCAAACAAGCAGGUACUUAAAAUGGUGACGAGCAUUGGAACGAUUAAAGCGCCGGUGGUGGCAACGAUACGUCGAGAGCUGGUUUCCUUGUGCGGCCCGGACCCAACUUUCCAGGAGAAGGUCGCUUUGCCAGUUAGCGUCUGCGCUCUGGUCCUAGUUCUCGGGGUCUUCUCCUGGCUACUAGUCCAGGAACUUCCUCAGCAAACGACGCGAAGUAGUCCGGGAGCCAAGGACAAGCAGGCCUGGAAACACGUCGCCCGCAUUCGGAAUCUUUGGAAAGCAAGAGUAAAAGUCGUGGCUAAAAACGCAGGCGACGACAAAAGCAGGGAGAGGCAGGACCACGGCGUGCCGAGACCCCUCGGCACACGCAUGCAGGAGGACGACAAGCUCCACGUCAAGAGAAAGCGAAAACCGAAGAGCACGUCUUCGCCACACAGUAGCUCGUCCUCCCCCGGGCCGGACAGCCCCCAUUCGAGCUCCGAGUCGGAGCUAAGAGUCCCGGCCAUUGAAAGGAUCCUCAUCUCGUCCAGGUUCUCCGAGCCCACAAUUCCCCCGAGGAAAGCCAAGCCACGGGUCACUCUUUCGAGCAAGGUGGCGGACAAGGAACUCUCGAGUAAGAAGCCCACGGCAGUGGACAAGGAACCGGACUUCCACGCUGCAUGGGAAGGAAAGAAGCUCGCAGUGAGAAUCCCGUCCAAGGAGGAGCCAGUCGAUCCACCCGGCCGCAAGACCGAGAGCGAGGAGCUUCGCGCGGCAUGGGAAGAGAGGAAGCUGGCAGUGAGGAUCCCGUCCAACGAGCCACUGGAAUCGCCCGGCCGCGCGACUGCCAAGACGAGAAGAUCCCCCGCCGCUAAGAACAAGGAUGGCAGCAGCCAGGAGAAAACCAUCACCACUUCCAAAUGCGAGAGCUUGCCACCAGCGAUGCCGGACGAGAGAACCGUACGCUUGGGAACUCCUCCAGCCCGGACUCCUGGAGUCCUGGGCCAGCAGCUCCGAGAAGCUUGGAGAGACGAUCAAGCCACGGCUGCUAUGUUCGUCGCCAGCCCCGCCAGCUCCACCAUCCCCGGGAGCUCCUCCAAGCAGCUCUCCUCGAUCGGGCAGCUGAGAAAGGCGGCGAUCGAGCGGACCACCUGAGAAGCUCCAGCGGCGCGAGGCCUCACAGCACACCGAUAGCCUGUACGACAUAUGGGGGGAUCACUUUGGAGAGAUCUCCAGCACGCUGUCCACGCCCAUAGGCAGCCCCGGCCACUACACGCCUCAUGCCACGGACCAGUCACUCUUCUCGCGCACUCUUCCAGCCAUCUCCAGCGCCGCCGCCAGCCACUAUGGGUUCCAGGAGGAGAAGCUCGCUUGGUCCGCCGCCACCACGGCCACCACGGCCACCACCGCCACCACCGCCACCUCCACCACCACCAUCGACAGCGGCGACGAGAAAGACGAUUCUCUGAGCUCGGAAGAACUGGCCAAUGCUUGGAAUUUGCUUGGCUUCUCUCCGGUGGACGCGUACGCCGAGCCACCAUCGCCGCCGCCACCGAUCUUCCUCGAGUGGAACGCGGAGUCGAUAUACACCACCAUUGUCUCGUAGCUACAAAGCUAGCUCCUCGAGGGGUCAUAUAGAUCACUCCAAUGUAAUGUAAAGACAAUAUAUUCGAUCGAUGAUUUCAAAGAGCUA
Selaginella moellendorffii is the source of this 4353-nucleotide messenger RNA. Its product is annotated as transmembrane protein 131 homolog. The transcript has 5 exons. Bases 696 to 3815 code for a protein of 1039 amino acids. Gene Ontology annotation, cellular component: membrane. The record is from RefSeq and is a predicted model, not a curated record. NCBI's taxonomy places the organism in Eukaryota, Viridiplantae, Streptophyta, Lycopodiopsida, Selaginellales, Selaginellaceae.